AUGACAGAAAGGUGUGCUCUAAGCUAUGUUUUAGUAUUACUAGUUUUAGAACUUGUGAGUUCGCGAAGUAAUAUUAAUUUGGUUAAUGAUGUUACAAAAGAAACUGUCAACCGCAUCAAAAGGCAAGAUGGCAAUUGUGUUGCCACCGACACGACGGUGCGAGGCGGCGAGGCGUGCAGCGGGCAAGUUAUAUUCGAAGAAGACUUCUCCACCUUCAGGAAGGACGUGUGGCAGAUCGAACAUUACAUUCCUGUAACCUCACAUCAGGAGUCCCCGUUCGUGUCGUACCAGAAUGACAAGUCACUAGUGUACGUGGCCGACGGGUACCUUCACAUCGCCCCCAAACUCCAGGAACAGAUGCCCGGCUUCACCAACGAGUCCAUAUACCUUGGAACCUUGGACCUGUUUAAAGGCUGUACAUCCCGUGCCGAAGAAUGUUACCGCCAGGCGUCCGGAGCGGACAUUUUACCGCCUAUAGCCAGCGCGCGAGUUAGGAGCGUCAAGUUCGCCUUCACAUACGGAACAAUACAUGUCAGAGCCAAAAUGCCUCAAGGAGAUUGGCUGUACCCAGAAUUACUGCUGGAGCCUUACUUUAAGAAAUACGGCCAUUCCAACUUCGCUUCGGGCGUUAUGAAAAUUGCAGCAGCACGAGGCAACAGAGAAUUGAGAGUUGGUGAAGAAGAAUUUGGAAACGAGAUUUUAUAUGGCGGGGCCGUUAUGAACUUAGUUUGCCGGGAUGAGCUGCUGUCCAACAAACUACUGGAGGACGGUCAGUGGGGCGACCAGUUCCAUAAUUACUCCCUCACGUGGACUCCCGGGUACAUAAGUCUGUCGGUGGACGGCGCGGAGUGGGCUCGCGCGGUGGCGCCGGGCGGACUGCGCACGCGCUUCCACUACACCUACUGCAAACACCUGCCCAUAGAGAAACUCUACACCGGCACCAAGAUGGCUCCCUUCGACAUCGACUUCUACAUAAGUCUGGGGGUGGCAGCGGGCGGUAUAACCGAGUUCCCCGACGACUCGUACUCCGUGGGAGGGCGUCAGAAGCCGUGGCGCAACUCUGAGCGGAAGGGCAUGCUCAGUUUCUGGGAGGACUUACCCGCCUGGCAAUACACCUGGACACAACCUGAACUAUUAAUAGACCAUAUUAAAGUCGUCGCAUUGUGA
Molecule: messenger RNA, 1167 nt
Organism: Chilo suppressalis (striped riceborer)
Lineage: Eukaryota; Metazoa; Arthropoda; Insecta; Lepidoptera; Crambidae
Source: the annotation of a GenBank genome assembly